Molecule: messenger RNA, 1695 nt
Organism: Pseudozyma flocculosa PF-1
Lineage: Eukaryota; Fungi; Basidiomycota; Ustilaginomycetes; Ustilaginales; Ustilaginaceae
Exons: 2
Coding region: 1-1695 (564 amino acids)
Biological process (GO): protein quality control for misfolded or incompletely synthesized proteins
Cellular component (GO): cytoplasm; mitochondrion
Molecular function (GO): ATP hydrolysis activity; ATP binding
Source: RefSeq, a predicted model, not a curated record
AUGCCCGUUGCAGCACACGUCGGACCAUCCCGGGCAGCGCUACAACGGCUCGCCGCCUUCCCCUCCGCCCGCCGCAUCGCCGGCCAGCGUCGCGUGGGCACAAUUCCUCCGGCCACCUUCUCGACCUCGAACUCCUCUCGCGUUCGCACACCACCACUACGACAGCUGCCGCAUCCUCGCAAGUCGCUACCACGACGGUCCACCACCCUCGUCCCUUCCCCACAUCGACCGCUGUCCACAUCCUCGCGCUCUCGCAGCGCAGCCACUUCGACCGCCAAGGCGCCCCGCGAUGACCCCACCACACGCUACCAGGCGCUCGUCGACAGCGGAGUGCUGCGCGACGACGCACACCAGCGCAGCAUCGUAGAGGUCCUCCAGGGCCUCCACGACGAGUUGAGAACUUACAAGCAGGGCCCCGUCCCGGAUCCCGACGAAGCCAUCAAGCCGAAAUCAAGAGGGCUGCUCUCCUGGCUCCCCUUUGUAGGCGGAAGCGGCCACGGUAGCGGCGAUGACCAUCACCCCAUCGCUGUGCCCGAAGGCGUCCCAAAGGGCCUCUACCUCUACGGCGACGUCGGCACCGGCAAGAGCAUGCUCAUGGACCUCUUUUACGACACCCUGCCGCCCAACGUCACGGGCAAGCGCAGGAUCCACUUCCACCAGUUCAUGAUCGAGGCCCACAAGCGCGCCCACUACUAUAAGUCCAAGACGCACCGCCCAUCGGGCAUCGUCAUGAUGAUGUCGAACCCGACGGCGCUGCCCUCGUCAUCCAAGGCGUCGUCGUCGUCGUCGUCGUCGUCGGCCGCGCCCGCGGGCGAGGAGUCGGACGCCAUCGAGGCCGUUGCGCGCGAAAUGUCGCGCCACUACAGCGUCCUCUGCUUUGACGAGUUCCAGGUGACGGACAUUGCCGACGCCAUGAUCCUCCGCGGCCUCCUCGAGCGCAUCGCGGCGUACGGCACCGUGUGCGUCAUGACGUCCAACCGGCACCCGGACGACCUCUACAAAAACGGCAUCCAGCGCUCCUCGUUCCUGCCGGCGAUUGAGCUGCUCAAGCGCCAGUACCGCGUGACGGACCUCAACUCGGGCACCGACUACCGCAAGCAACCCCGCGCCCUGUCCAAAGUCUACUUUUCGCCGCUCGACGUGGCCAACCGGCGCGAGUUUGACAAAAUCUUUGACGCCCUCACCUCGGACCCGGACGAUCCCGUGCAGGCGAGCCGGCCGCUGACCAUCUGGGGGCGCACGCUCAAGGUGCCCCUGUCGACGUCCAAGGUGGCGCGCUUCACGUUCGACGAGCUGUGCGGCACGCCCAAGUCGGCGGCCGACUACAUUGAGCUGUGCAGCCGCUUCAACACCGUCUUUGUCGACGCCGUCCCGCGCAUGGGCCUGCACCAGCGCGACCUGGCGCGCCGCUUCAUCACGUUUAUCGACGCCGCCUACGAGAGCAAGACCAAGCUCCUCGCCAGCAGCGAAGUGCCCAUCCUGCAGAUCUUCAGCGGCGACAAGGGGCAGGACAAGCCCACGGCGGAUCAGAUGCGCGCGCUCAUGGACGACCUGGGCCUAACCAUGGACGAUCUGGGCGGUUCGCCCAUCUUUACGGGCGAUGAGGAGCUCUUCGCCUUUGCCCGUGUCAUCUCGCGCUUGACCGAGAUGGGCACCAAGCAGUACGCCGAAUCCUCCCGACCCGCCUACGAGUAG